AUGGGUAAUUUCAGAUUUCCCAUAAAGACCAAACUACCACCCGGGUUCAUUAAUGCCCGUGUACUAAGGGACAACUUCAAAAGACAACAAUUCAAAGAAAAUGAGAUCCUGAUUAAAUCCUUGAAGUUCAUUGCCAGAAACUUAAAUUUACCAACAAAAUUGAGACUAGAAGCUCAGUUGAAGCUAAACACGCUGCCCAACUACAUGAGAUCUACACAGAUUAAAAAUAGAUGCGUCGACUCGGGUCAUGCAAGGUUUGUGCUGAGUGAUUUUAGAUUAUGCAGAUACCAGUUUAGAGAAAAUGCUUUGAGCGGUUCUUUGCCUGGCGUUAAAAAGGGUAUCUGGUAA
Messenger RNA from Saccharomyces eubayanus, 348 nucleotides. RefSeq names its product mitochondrial 37S ribosomal protein uS14m (gene MRP2). Gene Ontology annotation, cellular component: mitochondrial small ribosomal subunit; ribosome. The transcript has a single exon. The record is from RefSeq and is a predicted model, not a curated record. The coding region runs from base 1 to 348 and encodes 115 amino acids. Lineage: Eukaryota; Fungi; Ascomycota; Saccharomycetes; Saccharomycetales; Saccharomycetaceae. Gene Ontology annotation, biological process: translation. Gene Ontology annotation, molecular function: structural constituent of ribosome.